Euleptes europaea (tarantolino) is the source of this 1347-nucleotide messenger RNA. RefSeq names its product NAD kinase (gene NADK). The transcript is spliced from 11 exons. Bases 1 to 1335 code for a protein of 444 amino acids. NCBI's taxonomy places the organism in Eukaryota, Metazoa, Chordata, Lepidosauria, Squamata, Sphaerodactylidae. Gene Ontology annotation, molecular function: NAD+ kinase activity. The record is from RefSeq and is a predicted model, not a curated record. Gene Ontology annotation, biological process: NADP+ biosynthetic process; NAD+ metabolic process.
AUGGAUCCAGAGAAUUUUGGCCCCGCUGGAGAAGACAUGAGCUCCGAAUCAGCCUGCUUCCGGUGCUCCACGUGUCACACUGACGAAGAAUGGAGCUGCGCCAGCUCCAUGCGGGGUCGGGCGAAGACACGCAGCUUGUCUGCUUCUCCGGCCUUAGGCAGCACCAAAGAAUUCAGGAGGACACGCUCCUUGCAUGGACCAUGCCCCGUAACCACGUUCGGACCAAAAGCCUGCAUGCUGCAGAACCCCCAAACAAUCAUGCACAUACAAGACCCAGCAAGCCAGCGGUUGACGUGGAACAAACCUCCCAAGAGCGUCCUUGUUAUCAAAAAAAUCCGCGACGCCAGUCUCCUGCAACCCUUCAAAGACCUCUGCAUAUAUCUCUCCGAGGUGAACAACAUGAUCGUUUAUGUAGAGAAAAAGGUGCUGGAAGACCCGGCCAUCGCAAAUGACGACAGUUUUGGACCAGUGAAGAAAAAGUUUUGCACUUUCAGCGAAGAUUAUGACGAUAUCUCCAAUCAGAUAGAUUUCAUCAUUUGCCUGGGAGGCGACGGGACCCUGCUGUAUGCUUCUUCGCUCUUUCCGGGCAGUGUGCCUCCGGUCAUGGCUUUCCACCUGGGGUCGCUUGGAUUUCUUACCCCGUUCAAUUUUGAGAACUUUCAGUCUCAAGUCACUCAGGUUAUAGAAGGCAACGCAGCACUUGUUCUCCGAAGUAGGCUUAAAGUGAAAGUUGUCAAGGAACACCGAGAGAAGAAAAUGAUGAUCCAGAACGGGAUUGAAGAAAAUGGAGUAAUGUCUCCAAGCCUAGAGAAGGAAAUGUUCAAGGACAUCAUGCAAUAUCAGGUCCUGAAUGAAGUUGUGGUGGAUCGGGGCCCUUCAUCGUAUCUUUCCAACGUGGAUGUCUUCCUAGACGGGCAUCUUAUCACCACAGUGCAAGGGGAUGGAGUCAUCGUCUCCACCCCGACGGGUAGCACAGCAUACGCCGCUGCCGCAGGGGCCUCGAUGAUCCACCCAAAUGUUCCGGCGAUCAUGAUCACCCCCAUCUGCCCGCAUUCGCUCUCCUUCCGGCCCAUUGUGGUUCCAGCCGGAGUUGAACUGAAGAUCAUGCUGUCUCCUGAAGCCAGGAACACCGCAUGGGUUUCGUUCGAUGGGCGGAAGAGGCAGGAAAUCUGCCACGGCGACAGCAUCAACAUCACUACCUCUUGCUACCCCCUCCCUUCGAUCUGUUUCCAAGACCCCGUGAGCGACUGGUUCGAAAGCCUCGCAGAAUGUUUGCACUGGAACGUCCGGAAGAAGCAAAAUAACUUUGCCAUUGAUGAGGAAGAAGAGUUUUGAGCCUUGGCGCUG